Molecule: messenger RNA, 3783 nt
Organism: Colius striatus (speckled mousebird)
Lineage: Eukaryota; Metazoa; Chordata; Aves; Coliiformes; Coliidae
Gene: STOX2
Product: storkhead box 2
Exons: 4
Coding region: 58-3033 (991 amino acids)
Biological process (GO): positive regulation of transcription by RNA polymerase II
Cellular component (GO): nucleus; cytoplasm
Molecular function (GO): DNA-binding transcription activator activity, RNA polymerase II-specific; RNA polymerase II transcription regulatory region sequence-specific DNA binding
Source: RefSeq, a predicted model, not a curated record
CAGCGGGGAGGCAUGUCCGUGCCCGUGCCCGUGCCCGGCGGCGGGCGGUAAGCGGCCAUGCCGCGCAGGGCGGAGCGGUGUCUGCAGAUCGCCCCGCACUCCCUGGCCAUCGUCCUGGGCGCCGCGGGCGGAGGGCGGCCCGGGGGCGGCGGGGGGGCCGGCGGCGGCGCGGGGCCGGCGGCGGAGCUGGGCCGGCACCGCAUCGGCUACGAGAUCUUCGCGGACUUCAAGCGGGAGAACAUGCAGCACUUCUGGGACCGGCGAGCCACGGCGGCGGUGGCCGAGACCUUCUUCUUGGGCUGGAUCGACGAGCAGGUGCUGCUGGUGCAGGGCAAGGAGGAGCACCUGGAGGUGCUGCGGCAGGGCUGGGCGCGCCGCUCCCUCAAGCCUCCCAGCGGCUUCCAGAUCAAGUGCCUGGGUGAUGUAUCACCCAUCAGCAUGUCUCCCAUCAGUCAGUCACAGUUUAUUCCACUUGGGGAAAUCCUUUGCCUGGCCAUCUCAGCAAUGAACUCUGCCCGAAAACAAGUCACACAAGAAGCACUAAUGGAGCACCUAACAACCUGCUUCCCAGGAGUUCCAACACCCAGUCCAGAAAUCCUUCGACAUACCUUGAAUAUGCUUGUACGGGAGAGGAAAAUAUACCCAACUCCAGAUGGUUAUUUCAUAGUAACCCCGCAGACCUACUUUAUAACGCCAUCUCUCAUAAGAACUAACAGUAAAUGGUACCAUUUGGAUGAGAGGAUACCUGACAGGUCUCAAUGUACCUCUCCACAGCAAGGAACUAUAACUCCCUCCACCUCGGGAUGCGUCAGGGACCGAACACUACCCAAAAACCACUGCGAGUCCUGCCAUUGUUGUAGAGAAGACAUGCACAGCAUGCAUGCAUCUACCCUACAGAGGAAAUCAGCAAAAGACUGUAAAGACUCAUACUGUCCUCCUUCCUUAUGUCAGGUCCCACCUACUGAGAAAAGUAAAAGUACUGUCAAUUUCUCUUAUAAAGCAGAGACGCUCACAAAGCCUAAGGAUGUAGAAAAGCAGUCUAAGAAAUUUGGACUCAAAUUAUUCCGAUUAAGUUUUAAGAAGGACAAGGCAAAACAGUUGGCAAAUUUCUCUGCCCAGUUUCCUCCAGAGGAGUGGCCCCUAAGGGACGAGGACACCCCUACCACUAUACCUAGAGAGGUAGAAAUGGAGAUUAUCAGGCGUAUUAACCCAGACUUGACUGUGGAAAAUGUCAUGAGGCACACUGCACUAAUGAAGAAACUUGAAGAAGAAAAAGCUCAACGAAGCAAAGCAGGAUCUUCAGCUCACCACAGUGGGCGAAGUAAAAAGAGCAGGAAUCACAGAAAGUCUCAUGGGAAGUCGAGGUCACACAGCAAGACUCGGGUGUCCAAAGGAGACCCAUCAGAUGGCUCUCACUUGGAUAUACCUGCUGAAAGGGAGUACGAGUUCUUUGAUCCCUUGACUCGAUCCCCACGGGAAGGCUGUUUUAUAAUAGAACACAAGGGAGAUAAUUUUAUCAUGCACAGCAAUCCUAACAUGAUUGAAUCUCAUUUUCCCAUGACACCAGAGUGGGACGUGUCUGGUGAGCUGGCCAAAAGAAGAACUGAAAUGCCUUUCCCUGAACCUUCCAGGGGAAGCUCCCACUCCAAGGUCCAUCGGAGCCACAGCCAUACGCAGGAUAGAAGAUCAAGGAAUGAGCGGUCCAGUAAGGCUAAAGAAAGGUCUAGAUCUAUGGAUAACUCCAAGGGACCUCUGGGCUCAGCUGCUUUAGGCACACCUGAAGAUAUAGGCGAAGGCUGUAGCCCAGAUGAUCAAACAACUAGCCAAACUUACAUUGACGAUAGUACUUUAAGGCCGUCUCAGUCGCUCAGUCAUCAAAAGGCUCUGAUGUCAUCUGCAAGCUACAAAGAGACUUGCAUCCCUGAAAUAGCUAGUGGCAGCGUAGAAACCCCCAGUUCUUGUAGCCUAUUGGAGCAAAGCAAGCCUACAGAAAAUUUGCCAUCGUAUAGUGAGCUCAACUCCUGCACGACAAAGUCUGCAGUCGACGACUAUUUCCAGUGCAACACAUCCAGUGAGACUGUACUUACUGCUCCAUCACCUCUGGGAAAGAAUAAAGAGGAUCACGAUUCACUGGCAGGGACAGAUGGGCUCAAAAAAAUGACUCCCACAGACAGACAGUCUCAACAUAUUGCUAGAGAGCCCGGGGUGCACAAAGAGGAGUCCCCCAAGGGCCCAAGCAGCGGGUCAGUGGUUGCUGGCCAGGCUGCAGAGGUGAUCGCCAAUGGGCGGCUGGUUCAACACCAUAGUGCUGAAUCGAGCAGCCUUGAUAAAAGGAAAGAAAUAUUUAGCAAGGAUACACUCUUUAAACCUCUGCACAACACUCUUUCUGUGAAUAGUUAUCAUAAGUCUAGCACAUCCCUGCUAAAGCCCCAUCAAAAGACCCCCUCUGACACACUGCCAGUCAGAUGUGAGAAACUUGAACAAGCGAUAGUCACCUCAGUCACACAAAUCACACCCGUUUCACAGAGACAGCAAGAGACAACUGGGAACCAGGAGGCCUCCUUCGACUACUACAAUGUGUCUGAUGAUGAUGACUCAGAGGAAGGAACCAACAAAAAUGCCGAGGAAGAGAAGAACAGGGAUGACGUUGGUACGAUGCAGUGGCUCCUAGAAAGAGAAAAGGAGAGAGAUCUGCAGCGAAAGUUUGAGAAGAAUCUUACUCUUCUCACCCCAAAGGAAACAGAAAAUAGCAACAACCAGAGAGCCACUCACUCAGCCCGCCUGGACAGCAUGGACAGCAGCAGCAUUACUGUGGACAGCGGGUUCAACUCCCCACGUACUCGUGAGAGCCUGGCAUCCAAUACUUCAAGCAUUGUUGAAAGCAACAGACGUCAGAAUCCGGCCCUGAGCCCCGCACAUGGCGGCGCAGGCCCAGCAUUCAGCUUCCGAGCCACCGCAGACCCGCCGACCAGCGAGGCUGAGAAACUGCAGAAACCUGCUAACUGCCUGCAAGCUUCUGUCACUAGUGUCUGACAGCCACCCCACCUCACGUCUCCUGUCUCACCCUAUACAGCGAAGUUUACGACACUGGGACUGAUGUUUACAUCUUUGGGGAAAAGUUUUUAAAAAAAAAGCAUCUCAACCACAGUUUCAGUGUUUACUUAAACUGUGCUGCUACGUAGACUAGGGGCAACAAAGAAGUCUUUAUUUCAAGGUAUUGCUUUUCACAUUUGCGGCUCUGUAGCGACAGAAUAGCAGUAGGGAUAAUAUGUACACUUUUUGCUUCACUUAAUUGUAACUGAGCACAUAUAUGAAAGUCUAGACACUGUAAGUGUAAUCUGCAUUUUCAAUGUCCAUGCAGUUGCCAACUUCGUUUUUUAAAAAAUGCCACAGAUGUGUGAUGCCCCUGGUCAGAGGCUAAACUCUGCUGCAGAGUUGAUCGUUUUUUACUUCAAAAACUGAGCCACUGCUGAAAGUAACCAGCCAGGAUCACCAUGAGAAAGAAAAAACAAUGCCAAACAUGACAAGCGAUGACCUCAGCUCUAUCUGUGAAUUAUUAAUACCAAUCAGUCGUUUUCACUGUGCGUUUUUGUGACACGAUUCUGCAAAUACCCGUUGAAGUGAGCCAAAAGAGGUUUGGGGUUGGUUUGGGUUUUUCUGAGAAUGGAGGGUGGGAAAGGGAGGUGGCCUCUCCUUUUGUGUUUCAAAAGCGUGAGAGAGGUUUACUUACGGAGACUUGCUGCUUGACUUUCCAUAGCCACAAAUGAGGGGUGAGGCCUUUGU